Messenger RNA from Cyphellophora europaea CBS 101466, 3183 nucleotides. RefSeq lists its product as uncharacterized. Gene Ontology annotation, cellular component: cytoplasm; cell tip. Gene Ontology annotation, molecular function: cytoskeletal regulatory protein binding. Lineage: Eukaryota; Fungi; Ascomycota; Eurotiomycetes; Chaetothyriales; Cyphellophoraceae. The coding region runs from base 1 to 3183 and encodes 1060 amino acids. Gene Ontology annotation, biological process: establishment of cell polarity. The transcript is spliced from 2 exons. The record is from RefSeq and is a predicted model, not a curated record.
AUGAGCGCCGUCUCGACCUCCGCCUCCACCUCUCAGGCAACAGGUAGAGCCUCCUCUGGCUCCGGUAGAUCGUCGAGGAGUGCCAAUCCCGAUAAGCAGAUCUCGCAGAUCGAGAAGAGCGUCACUCAUCUCCUCGUUGCUACUAAGCAGCUCCUCGAAACCCUCACUCAAUGGUCGCGCAACCAAGCGCAAGAGGAGGAGGUCUCUGAUGUCUAUGUUCGCCUGGGUUAUGAAUUCAAUCUCGCAUGUCGCGCCUUCAAUUCCAUAGGCGUUGACACCUCAGACCUGGGAAAUGUACCCGAUCUAUUGCGCCAUAUACUCGAAGAUACCCUCAGCCAGCCGGCGUCACCCCAAGCGCUCGACACUUACCUGCCGAGAAUACGUGACAUAAUCAUCAAUCUACUCCAUGGCUUGAAGAGGAAGCAGAGCAAACUUCGCGGCAAAGGCACAAAGGAGUCAAUUGGUCCCGCAGGCUCGAAAGGCCCGCCCGCCCGCAAUGCUAGCUUGGCCAACUCGGUUGCAAGCAACGAAACAGGUCUGACGCAGAUGCUGGAGAAUGUCCCAGCAACAGCAAGUCCUACAAGAGGGGCAAGUCCAACUCCUAGUGGUCACAGCAGAGAAGCUAGUGGAAAAAGUAAUGAGGGCGACUUCCCCUUACCGAGUGUUGGCACGGCCGGCUCACUCAGUCGUGGGUCUAUUAGCCGUCAUAGCAUGCAACGGGAGCAAUCAAUUCCUCAUUCCGACACGAACUCGUCGAUAUCGAGCACCACAGCACAGAAUAUUCCUGUACAGCCUCCAUUCGAGGCCAAUGUCCGACCGCCGUCCGAGGUCAAUUUUCCGCACCCACCGCCGCCGCCGCCCAAGCAAACCGAUGCCCUCGCUCAGCUACAAAGAGGUGGUGAUCUGGAAAGACGAGCUUCGAGGCGAUUCUCGGCGUACCAGAUUUCGAAGCAUCUUGGUGCAUCGCCAAAUGGAAUUCCCAACCUUCCACCAACGCAGAACUCGCCUAUUCCCAAUCGUGGUCGCGAAGCACGCGAGUCAUUGACUGCCGUCAGGUCCAGGACGUCCCAAUAUCGGAAAGCGCAUCAGAAACCUGAAUCGUCUCCCAGCAGGAGCGGCACGAUCAAGGCACCGGAGAGGAUUUCAGAAGAGAGAGACGAUCCUCCCAAGCUUGAGUCUUUGGACAUGCCAAAAAUUACGCCGUCCGAGCUGGCUGGCGCAGAUGAUAGCCCGAUCGCCAAGACUCCAGACGAAUACCACAAGCCAAGAUCGCCGCAAGAGAAACGUGAUGCUCCGAUCCUCAGCGCUACGCUUAAUGGGCCUAUGAGUCCCCCGGAUUCUAUGUUAAAUGUUGGCUUCCUUACGCCUAAAGAGGAGAAGUCUCAGACCGAGCUUGAGCCAAAGAAGACGAACAAAUCUGAAGACUCUGCCGACACUGCGACGGUCGCAGCCGAUCAGACGGUCCGAGAUCUGGCAACUCCGCCUCCAGCUCUAGCUCCUGAGACCGAGUCGUCACCUCCCCAAGGCAAAGAGCUCACUCUAUUUCUCCAGUACAAAACGAAGAUCAAAAAAUUUGUUUUGAUUGAUGGCUACGAGGAACUUACGUUCGCCCGCUUGCAACUAGCCUUCAUCGAGAAAUUCUCAUGGAAUACCAACGAAGCCGGUCUUGAGCUGCCGGAGAUCUAUAUUCAGGACCCUGUCUCAGGUGUGCGACACGAACUUGAGGAUCUCCAUGAUGUGAAAGACCGAUCUGUGCUGGUGUUGAACGUUGAAGCACUUGAUGAAGUGAAGAAGCAUUUUGACGAGGGCAUGGGCGGCAUACAGAAGACCCUUGACAGCUUCAAAUUCUUGCUCGAAGGGCAAGGGUCCAUGAUGCAAAGGUUCUCCGACCGUCAGCUAGAGGCUUCAAAGGAAAUGGCACGUAUGUCCGCGCUACCACCACCCCACACGCCGAAGGCUUCGGCGGGCACAGCUGGUGCCAAGGCGCCCCUAAGUCAUAGCACAGACUCGUCGCUCCAGGAGGUUCAGACACUACGCCGUGAGAUUGCCGUCCUUCGCCAAACAUACUCCAGCAUGUCCUCCGACUUCGCUGGGGCAAUGACCGAGAUCAGAGCCAAAGCAGCGAACGUAAAGACCGUGGCGGCUGACGCUGCUGUGCCGACCUACGAAGGCGAUGCUGGACGUACGCACAUCAACUCUGGAAAGAAGCAUCUUUCUACGGAGACAGAGUCGCUCAUCAACCGCGUUGAUGACCUUGCGGAUAUCGUGGAAGAACUGCGUAAAGAUGUCGUCACUCGUGGAGUGCGUCCUCUACCUCGACAACUCGAAGACGUCAAUAGGGACAUCGCUUCCACUGCCAAAGAUCUCGUCAAGAUCAAGGAAUACGUCAAACGUGAGAAGCCUGUCUGGACUAGGAUCUGGGAGCAGGAACUCAAGAUGGUGAUGAGCGAGCGAGAUGACUUGACCCAGCGUGACGAGAUCAUUGCCGAUCUUGAUGGCGAUCUCAAAGACGUGACUGAUAUCUUCAGCCUAGUGGAGGCGGCAACUAAGCAGCAGAAUCUGCAGGCGAACACUCAAGGCGGACGAUCAUCUAGUAAAGCAAUCGCAUUCGAGACCGUUGUGGAUCCACACGAGGCAAAAUCGGGCAUGCUCGACGAGGUUCGUGCUUUGCAGCCCAACCAUGAGACCCGGCUUGAGGCUAUCGAACGGGCGGAACGAGCUCGUCAGAAGGAACUGCAGAAUCGUAAGGGCGGAGAAUUCCAGCGCGAAGUCGAGAGCUUUGUUGAGGACGGCAAAUUGAAGAAGACCGGCGGCGUCGAGGAGAUCGAGCGUAUUCGAACCGUGAAAGACAAGGCCGCGCACAAGGAGAACUGGGAAACCCAAGAGCGACAGAAGGCCGAGGCUGAGGCCAGGAGGAUGAAGAGGAUGAUGGAGAAGCAGGCACGAGAGGCAGCCGCGAAGGAACAGGCACAGCAGGCGGAGGCUUCCUCUACUAGUGAACAACCUCAAGCAGACACCGGAGAUGCACCUAGCCAGGAGGCUGCGUCCAAGGAUGCAACGGAGGAAGAUGCAACUACCACUGAUGAUGGGAAGGGCGAUGCUCCACCUACGUUGCCCGAGAUUGAAGUGGGGGAGAAGGAGAGCGACAAGGGCAAGUCCGGUACGUCUUUCUUUGAGGACUAG